CUCUCUCUCUCACCCGACCACACACAUUAACGCAUGCAUGCCGCACCUUCCCGUCCCCUCACCGCCGCCGCACGCCACUGCCGCUGCCUCCCGUCACCACUAGCGGCGUGACACUCAGUGCACCAUGACGGCGGUGUAUAUAGCGCUCCCAGCCGCCGUGUCGGGCAGCCUGCGUUGAGAUCAUGUAUUGGACACAGAGUGUCCAACUAUGGGCCGCGGCAGUGGUGGUGGUGGUAGUGAGGCCGUCCACUGCUACCAGAACGCCAGCCGCUGUGAGCCCGCCAGCUACCAAGCACGAAGUCAUUACAGUCAAGCACCACAACUACACCCUUCCUAUUCUACUGCUGAGGAAAGAUAUAACUCCCUCCUCCACUCAUAAUACUCACAGUAACCCUUCUCCUAACCCCGUGGAAUAUGUGGAGAAAGACGUGGCUGUAGUUUCCUCAUCCUCUCAUAACGUCAACCAUUCUUCCAACCCCGUGGAAUAUGAGGAGGAGCACGUGGCUGCCGAUGACCACAAUUCGUCGUCUGAAGAGUACAAAGAGACGCCUUCAAAUCUCCCAACCUUCACACAAGAUGAGAGCACAGAUAAUCUAUUAGUCCCGUCAGAAAGUGAUGCUCCUCUAUUGGAAAGUGGCCGAGUGGAGACUAACGCCAAGCUUCCUGUAAACAGUACAAAGAUCAGUGAACCUCCGAAGCCCAACCUCGAAGUGCUUCGGUAUUUCAGACAGCUGAUCGAAGACAUCAACUCCGCUUCUGAGUCUGGGAAAGAAGUGUACGGAAUACCAUCAGUAGCGGAGGGAGAUGUCAAAUCACCCUCCAACGAAAGUGACAUGCAGCAGUCAGUGUCUGUGCCAGUGCCCUACCUGCUUGAGCCAGAAGCCGCGCCUCCUACAUUACUCUACAGUUUUCCUUUAGAUUCUGUCCUAUCGGCGACGGGAGUAAGGAAUACAUCAAGAUUACCAGACGAGACAUUAGAUGGAGCCACACCUGCGUCAGCCAAAGACUUUUCCAUCACAUUCGAGUCCCCUGUCACCCUCAUUGCUAAGUCUUCCUUGCAUCAUUCCACAGACCAGAUUUUCACGCCACAGGAGGACAACAGGACUCACCACGACUCUCCACCAAGGCUCCGCUUCCCGGGAAACACCAACCACUCGCGCCUGAAUCUGGAAGGGGAGGAGGAGCUGGAGUCCUCCGCGUCUGAUGCCAGAGAGGUUUACUACGCCCACCUGCCGCGACCAUCUCUGACCAACGACCACCUCCCUGCUGCCCUCUACCAGUAUGACGGGGUUUCAUCACACCUCGUCCCUGAUCCUAAGACAGUGCCGCACUACGCCUUCGAGUACGUGAUGCGGGAUCCACUACACGGCGGCCUGCACGGGCACUCGGAGACUCGCCGCGGCCAAGACACCCACGGCCGCUACUUCGUGUUGCUCCCCGACGGUCGCUUGCAGACGGUGACCUACAUCGCCAACGAGCGCGGCUACUUCCCCCAGGUCGUGUACACCGGGGACGCGAAGCCUGCCAUUACCAUCAAGACUCCUCACGAAAUACAAAAGCCAUUCCAUCAAACUCUAAAGCCUUUUUACUUCAAGGACAAGCUGGUGAUGCCACACGCGGUGCUCUUCAAACCCAAGUCAGCGUAUCUGAUCAAGUACGGCAAACCAUUCCCUCUCCACUCACACUCCUCACAUGGUGUUUCCCUAAAGCCGAAGUACGUCACACCGACACCUAUCCAGCCUUUCCUCAAGCCCACUCACUCCCCGGGUCCCACAUCCUUGCCUCACACGGGUUAUGGUUCACCUCCUAUCCCUAUCUUUCCCCCUGGACCGCACCAACACCUUCCUGGUCCUGCUCCAUCUAUUUCAGUGGUGUCAGGAUCUCCUCUAUCACCCUUUACCCAUUCCAGUACCACAGUGUCCCCUAAACCUUCUCCUCAUCCCAUCCGUCCCACGCUGGGCUCUGUCAUCUCCCCUAAGCCACAUAUAAUCACGAAAUCACAACAUAGUCCCUUCUCAGAGCCACCUUCCAUUACCACAACACAUUCUAAAGUCUCCCAUUUUUUCCCUCCUGUUACUCCUGCCACUCCUAAACCGCCCUAUCGUCCCGGCAUCACUACUACAAUUAAGCCUGACUUCUUCCCUCACCACUCAACUACUAUAACGACUACAUCACAUCCUAAGCUACCGCCUCUGCUUUCAACUUUUACUCCCACCCCAGAGCCUUUCUUUCAUCCUACUCACUCCUCUACUAAGCCUGGACUUACCCCUCAUCCUCAUCCUCAUCCUCACAUCGUUACAACCUCUCACUCCUCUACAGUCACCCCUCAUCCUCACCCUCCUACUAUCACAACACUUCAUCCAGACUCGCCCCCCUUCCUCCCUACCAUUACUACAAAGAAACCGGGUUUUACUCCGUCCCAUCCCGCUCCCGUUAUAACCUCGAUAGACUCGCAUCACCCGCCUCACAUCACAACGUCAUCACCACAUCACUCCUCGCAUCCUCCUCUUAUCACCACGUCCCUGCCUAAGUUCUCUCAUCCCUAUUCUUUCCUUAGUACAAGCGGACCGAAAGUCACACACCAUUCCUCUGUCGUCACCUUGCCGCCUCCACCAUUCUACCCCACAUCACCGCGACCCACGCCAUUCCCUCCCAGUGUCAUCACCACAGCAGGACACAAGCCACAUCAUCCAUCUUUCCACCACAAUCAUCACCACAUUUCAGACCACGACGUUCACUUUCCCUUCUCCAGUGGGUUCCUCGACACUCAUGGAUCAAAGACAGCAAUACCUUCUGUCACUACCAGUAUCGUCACGCCAGAUCCGCACAACCAUCUGACGAUAUUUGAAUAUAGUGAACGACCACGCCGCCUAGCAACCACCACCGCCACUACCACCACCGCCACCUCCACCAGUAAGGAGCGCAAGCCAACCCUCAAGCCAAAACCUGUAUUCACAUCAACAGAAUCAUCAUCAGAAUAUCUCUACGGGGAAAAUCUCGAGAAGACGAUUUUCGUGACCGCGCGGCCGGAGUCUGGAGAGAAGCAACACAAGGAUUAUAGAUUGCCAAAGUCACGCGAUGUUCUCAAAGAUUCAUUUCUGGCGACCUUGAAACCUGGUAACUUCGAGCGCACGUCUAAGACAUUCAUCACCACGCCAGCGACUUACACGUCCAGAGAGAGUCGUGAGGACCCACCUGGAACUCCAACCCCCAAACCACGUACGCCAACCCCAGCAUCCUUCCACACUGUUUCCGACGUGCGGGUCACCACCACUACCACUCCUAAUGACAUCGAUGGUUCCUAUGAGACGCCUUUUUCACCUUCCAAACCUAUUUCCAUUGACUUCACGCCGAAGAGACCACCACUGGCGUACAAUAACCCCUCGGUGCAGUCACAGGCACUCCCGCUAUCCUACCACGCAGAUCCUCAUAAGUACUCCAUAGGUAUCAGAGUGAAACCCCGUACUCCUCCUGCUUCCCUUUCGCACGGUGUUCUGUACCGCUCUAAUCCAGUGUCGCCGUCUUCACAUAACAACAAUUCUCCAUAUCACAGCACACGCUUCCAGUCUUACUUAGAUACAGCACUUGGCUCCCCACAGUCCAGGGAGUCUAUAUCCUUUGCUCCAGCCUCUCAUGAUGCGAGUGUCAAUCCUUACCUUGAAUCUUUCCUUCAUCAUCAAGACUUACUAAUCACGCCGUGGUCAAAUGUCCCCCAAACUCUCCCCUCGAUGAACAAAGAUUCUUACCACGCGAGACUCUUCGACCCUCACACCAGUUCGGAAUCCUCGGAGCAGCAGCAUCACCAGACACAAUUGCAGUCUUGGAGACCACUCGCAGGUCCUGUUCGCUUUCCCUCCGCGAGUUACACUCCAUUCCCUUCUUCUUCAGUCAAGCGAGCAGCUCCAGCAAGUUAUCGGCGCUAGAUGACUGCAAUGUUUUGCUUGCUGCUUGUGUCUGUGUGGGACGUCUCCUGCCAGACCUGUCACUCACCCCGACCACGCAAGACUCGAGGAAGACGACACCACUUAUUGCUUUGAUGAAUACAAGGCGAGCAUUUUUCUGCAGGUUAUCUGCGCUGGGUGAAUUCUGUCUAGUUUGUUGUUGGGAUCUGUGGAAGACGUGUUCACCUGCCAGGCCUGUCACUUGCCUCGAUCAUGCAAGACUCGAGGAGGACAACACUUACUUACCGCUUUGACCGAUACAAGAGGAAAGGAACACAUGUAAACUACCUGCAAUUUAGAUACUUAUGUAGACGUGAUGAGGGAGGGAUAGGAAGGGAAGGGAAAAGGGAGGAGUUGUAGCACAUUCGUAAUGAGUUUCUUUUUUGUGGUUGGUCAGUAAAACAGCAGGAAAUAAUGAUGAUAAGGUUUAUUAGAAUAAAGACAUAAAUGUU
Molecule: messenger RNA, 4393 nt
Organism: Scylla paramamosain (green mud crab)
Lineage: Eukaryota; Metazoa; Arthropoda; Malacostraca; Decapoda; Portunidae
Product: mucin-2-like
Exons: 3
Coding region: 183-3923 (1246 amino acids)
Source: RefSeq, a predicted model, not a curated record